Molecule: messenger RNA, 2445 nt
Organism: Abrus precatorius (Indian licorice)
Lineage: Eukaryota; Viridiplantae; Streptophyta; Magnoliopsida; Fabales; Fabaceae
Product: protein decapping 5-like
Exons: 8
Coding region: 145-1917 (590 amino acids)
Biological process (GO): P-body assembly; cytoplasmic stress granule assembly
Cellular component (GO): P-body
Molecular function (GO): mRNA binding
Source: RefSeq, a predicted model, not a curated record
AAGUCACUCAAUUUGACUCAUUUAUCUUUCUCUCACUCACUCGCAUCACAUUCACACCAACAACUGAUUGAACCCUAAACACAAACAGAGACACACACACACACACACACACAAACAGUGUAUGAUAUCGAUUGUUCUCAGGUUAUGGCUUCCGACAGCGCUUCAAGGUCGAGUUCUGCGGCUGAUUCCUACAUUGGGUGUUUGAUCAGUUUAACCUCAAAGAGUGAGAUCAGAUACGAAGGCAUUCUCUACAACAUCAACACCGACGAGUCCAGUAUUGGCCUCAGAAACGUGCGAUCUUUUGGAACUGAAGGAAGGAAAAAGGAUGGUCCACAAAUUCCUCCAGGUGACAAGGUGUAUGAAUAUAUACUGUUCCGUGGGACUGACAUCAAGGAUUUACAGGUUAAAUCUUCUCCACCUGUCCAGCCCAUUCCACCAAUUAACACUGACCCAGCUAUCAUUCAGUCUCAGUAUCCUCGCCCUGUCACUACAUCUGCAAGUUUACCAGCUGUAAGUGGGUCUUUGACUGAUCUUAGUUCUCAUGCCCCUCAGCUUGGACAUCCUGGGUCUAAUUUUCAAGGCCCUGUGCCUUUAUAUCAACCUGGAGGGAACAUGGGAUCUUGGGGAGCUUCUUCACCUGCCCCAAAUGCAAAUGGUGCUGGUCUUGCUAUGCCAAUGUAUUGGCAAGGAUAUUAUGGUGCUCCAAAUGGGCUUCCUCAUUUGCACCAGCAAUCUUUGCUGCGACCACCACCUGGCUUAUCAAUGCCUUCAUCUAUGCAGCAGCCAAUGCAGUUUCCCAAUUUUAGUCCCUCUUUACCAACUGGACCUUCAAAUUUGCCAGAGUUCCCAUCAGCUUUACUUCCUGUGGUUACUAGUUCUGCUAGUCUAACGUCAACUUCUAUGCCCCCAUCAAAUCUUUCAUCAACUUUACCUCCAGCACCUUCUGCCACACUAGCUCCUGAAACUUUGCAAGUAUCAGUUCCAAACAUGGCAUCAACUGGUUCACUUCCGGUAGUCACACUAGAUACUAAUUUACCAUCACUAACUCCUUAUACCACUAGUGGGUCAGAUAUCAGUGCUGUAGCGCCUCUGGUCAACAAACCUAAUGUAAUUUCAGGUUCAAGCUUGCCAUUCCAAACACUAUCGCAGAUGACUCCUGCAAUUGUUGGAUCUUCUAAUGCUAUCCGUGCAGAAACACCAGUCCUUUCUCUGAUAACCCCAGGUCAAUUAUUGCAAUCUGGACCCACUGUAGUAUCUACAUCUCAGCCUUCACAAACACCUCAUAAGGAUGUUGAAGUGGUUCAGGUAUCAUCAACAUCACCUCCAGAACCAUCUGUGCCGGUUUCUUCAGAAACUCAGCCACCAAUAUUGCCAUUGCCAGUAACUUCACGGCCUAGCUACAAGCCUGGGGGAGCUUCUGUCCAAACUCAUCUUGGCUACGGUUAUAGGGGACGUGGAAGAGGAAGAGGACCUGGGGGUUUCCGUCCAGUUGAAAAAUUCACUGAAGACUUUGACUUCACGGCUAUGAAUGAGAAGUUCAAAAAGGAUGAAGUAUGGGGUCAUCUAGGUAAAAGCAAUAAGUCUCAUUCAAAAGAGAAAGAGGUGGAAGAAAAUGUCAGUGAUGAAGAUGACAAUCAAGAUGAAGACAAUGGUCAUGUAUCAAAAUCGGAGUUGAAGCCUGUUUAUAACAAGGAUGAUUUUUUCGACUCUCUCUCUUGCAACGCACUUGAUCAUGAUUCACAACAUGGAAGGAUUAGAUAUUCUGAGCAAAUUAAGAUCGAUACUGAGACUUUUGGUGAUUUUACAAGGCACCGAGGUGGGUGGGGUGGCCGUGGUCCAUGGCGUGGUGGACGUUCUCGAGGUGGCUAUUAUGGAAGGGGGGGAUAUGCCUAUGGGGGAAGGGGAGGAAGGGGAUGAGACAUGCCCAACCGUACUUGGACGGCGGCGGUGGCAGUUAGUGUUUGGUUAAAGUCGAGGUCGUGGGGGAUCAAACCAAGCUAGCAGUGUUUGGUUAAAGUCGUGGUGGUGGGGAAACAAAAGCCAAGCCACCCACCCACUAAAGCAGCGUUUCUUGAGGCUAUGCCUCAAUAUUGUGUUUUUAUCUAUUUCUAUUUGGCCAUAGAAUAAGUAGGACAGUUUUUCUUGUCAUAUUGCUGCCUAAAGAACCUGGUCUGGUGGCUAGAUUUUAUUUUAGUUGAUAAUAUGAGGAAGGCAGAAGUUUAGACUAGUUUCUUGUUAUAUAUUGUUUAUGUAUGUAACCUAGCUGCAAGUGGUCCAUUUUAGUGUCGGGUUAAUACUAUUUUGGCGUUGUACAUGCAAGUUACAGUUUUUGUUAUGCAAGUUGGUCCUAUCUAUAUAUGAGCUACAGCUGGAGGAAUUAAACCAUGCAGUUACAGCACUAAAAUCAUAUUAUAUUAGCGAGCACAGCUACAGCUGGAGGGCUUU